Belonocnema kinseyi is the source of this 2942-nucleotide messenger RNA. Its product is annotated as GPI ethanolamine phosphate transferase 2-like. Lineage: Eukaryota; Metazoa; Arthropoda; Insecta; Hymenoptera; Cynipidae. Bases 94 to 2913 code for a protein of 939 amino acids. The transcript has 13 exons. Gene Ontology annotation, biological process: GPI anchor biosynthetic process. The record is from RefSeq and is a predicted model, not a curated record. Gene Ontology annotation, cellular component: endoplasmic reticulum membrane.
GGCAUCAACUGUCAUUUGAAAUCCUUUAAAACGAGGCUUUGCUUUCUUUUUUAUAGAAAGUGUUUCAUUUCCACAAAAGUUGUACACCUGAUAAUGGCAUUCAAUCAAAAAUACGUGUACGCUUAUAUAUGUGCGACAAGUAUUAUUGCUAUUUUGAUAUUAAUCUACGGAAGUAUUCCGAAACCUUUAUCAGAAUCGAAAUUUGCGGAUAAAAAUGAUUUUCCAACCACUAUUGAUAAUGUAAGAAUAACGCCACAAAAAUUUUACCACUCACAUGUUGAGAACCUUAUCCUUUUCGUAAUCGACGGAUUUGGAAUAGAAGAUUUAGAAGAUUCGAAUUUCGAUUAUGUUACAAAGCUCAUAAAACGAGGGGAUGCUUGUUUUCUAACUUAUCAAACUCAACCAGUUUCGACCACCCUACAAAAAAUUAAAACUUUAUCGAGUGGAAGUUUGUCUGGAUUUGCCGAAUCUCUUUUGAGAUUAGGCGGUAAUAAGUUUUCAGUUGAUAACAUUUUUCACUUAGCCAAAGGAGAAAAUAUAAGAAUUUCAUUUCAUGGUUUGAAUUCCUGGCAUGAAUUAUUCCCCGAUUACAUCAACGUUGACACACUAAACAAUAUUAAAAAUUCUCGUGAAAAUUUCACUAUGGAAACCAAAAAUGCUCUAAUCUCGGAGUUACUGAAAGAUCACUGGGACUGGUUUAUUUUCCAAUAUCAAGUUUCCAAAAAUUCUGAACUUCUAUUUCCAUCUGAAAAAGACUCAAAAAUAGAGAAUCUACGACAUUUGGAUGAAAUUAUCAAAUCCAUUCAUGAGAUUUUAGAGUACACGAUUGAACAUUACACAAUUUUAAUACUGGGAGAUUCUGGCGCUAGAAGUUCGAAAAGUCCAAAUGAGUUAAAAAAAGAUCCUAAUAUAUUAGCACCUUAUAUUAUAAUACAGAGAGAACCCUGUCUAUUUCAUAUUUACAAUUACAACAAAUCUUUAAAGGAAAUUGAUAUAGCGCCUAUGAUAUCGGUUUUAACUGGUUUACCAAUUCCUUCUUCGAGUUAUGGUUCCAUUCACUUGGAUUUACUAUUUGGCUUUACAGUAGAUGAAAAAAUGUAUGUCUCUUAUUAUAACACCAAAAAACUAAUCGACGAAUUAAUAAAAUUGGAAGUCAAAACUUUCACUGAUCUCAUUCGUCCUAUUUUCCAAAAAACUGUUUGUGAACAUGGAUUAUAUUUACAAAGUUUGAAGAAGAACGAAACUUCCUCAACCGAAAUUUUGAAAGAAUAUGAAAAUAUAAUGAAUUCUUUAUCUAAAGAGAUGAACGAUAUUCGAUUACAGCCAAACGUCUCGAUUCAGUUUUUGGCUUUUAUACUUCUAAUCGAGGCAAUCGUAAUUCUUCUUAACACUCCAAAUGAAAACAUAAAGAACCUGAGUCGAAAUAUCAUGAUUGGACUAGGAUUUAAUACAUUUUUAUUAGCCUUUCUUCUAGGAUUAGGAACUUACAAACGAGUAACGUCAUUUAUUUUCAUGUCACAAGAAGAAGGUAUUAUUGUUGCUAUUAUUGUGGCAAUUAUGAUUUGUAAUUCUUUCAUCAUCGCCAAACAGAAAAUGUUUAUUUCUGUUGCUUGCUCUGAUCUGAUCUCAAAAGCGAGAAAAUCCGUUGAAAAAGUCGAAACUCUAUCGUCCAGAGUUGAUGAGCAACCAAGCUGUUCGAAUAAAAGUUCAAUUUUUCUGAUUUUAGUACUCGGAACACUAUUACAAUCACUCAGCUUGCUGGAAUUUAGUUUUGUGAAAUGCGAAAAAUGGACCUGGUUUUUUCUCUGGGCAUCUAUUUGUUUUUGGAUAAUUAUUAAGAAAGUACAAAAAAUACAUCUGGUUGCAUUUUCUACCAAUGAAAACGAUCGAGAAGAGUUUCGGGACUCUGAGAGUCAAAUUUUUAUUUUGAUUUCCAUUUUGAUCAUGCACAGGAUUAUUUUAUCUUACACAGAAAUUGAGCACUGGUUGCAACAUUCAAAUAAUUCGAUUUGGACUUCCUUCUGUUUGUUUUUCGGUCUGAUGAUUCUAGCCUUUGUCUGUAACAUUUUCUAUGAGCCAUUUUCGAGUAAAUUAGAAAAAGCUAUAAUUUGUGCUCUACUAACAUUUACGACCUGCGCAAUUUUCGCAUCAAAAGUUGCUGAAGGCAAAGCAACUUUUUUUUAUUAUCCACUCUCGAGUGGAAAAAUAGAAUCGAUUCUUUUCUGGAUUGGAUACACUUUUGGAUUUGUAUACGGUCUCGUGAUAUCAACAAUGAAAACCUGUUUUAAUGGAAAAUCGGGUGCGAAAGAAUUACUGGCUUCUGGAAUUACCUGCUGCACAAUGCUUAUGGCUUCACAAACUACCACCCCUCACGUUAUUUUAAUUUCGAUGCAAAUUCUAUACAGUAUGGCAUUAACAGACGUCCUGCAAAAUUAUUAUCGCAGUUAUAUUUUAUCCCACGUUUGGCUUGGGCAUUUAUUCUUUCAUUACCAACAGAAUUACGUCCUCAGUCUGGAUAAUAUGGAACUAACAAUCGGAACUUUGUCAUCUCUCGAUUAUUAUUCCGUCCUAAGUGGAUUGUUAAAAAUCCUGAACAUAUUUUCUGCACCGAUUUUAUCUUAUCUCCUCUGCAUUCAUGGUUUGCUGAAUAAUAACUCAAAAACGAGAGCUUCAGAAAACGUCUCAAGAAUAAACAAAACCUACACGUGUUGCCAACUCAUGCUAAUUAUUACUUAUGCCUUGGGAAUGAUGUUUCGCUCUCAAAACGAUUGGUCCUGGAAUGUUCUUUUCCUGAAAUUUCUCUACGAAGUAGUGAAAGCAGAUUUAUUAAUUAUAAUAUCAUUAGGCGUUCAAGCUGUUACUAGUUUACACGAUAUAAUUUUAGGACCUUCGCUAUCACCUGGCAAUGUGUGACGUCCUCAAAUUAUUGAAAACUUCCCAUA